Solea senegalensis (Senegalese sole) is the source of this 2544-nucleotide messenger RNA. RefSeq names its product proline and serine rich 3 (gene proser3). The record is from RefSeq and is a predicted model, not a curated record. The coding region runs from base 359 to 2488 and encodes 709 amino acids. The transcript is spliced from 13 exons. Lineage: Eukaryota; Metazoa; Chordata; Actinopteri; Pleuronectiformes; Soleidae.
CUGGUUUCAUCGAUAGUAAAUAUCUUUUUUGUCGAAUAGCAAAACAUUAAUGAAAGAAAAUUACCUUUUGGAUGAUGUGGUCUUUGAAACGCCCUCGUUUACAGGUUAUUUUGUUAUACCGUGAAUCAUUAGUGUUGUACUGGCUUAAAUCCAUGGUAACCUUCUUUUGUGGCCAAAACAUUACAACGAAUACUUUGAUGCAUCAUGAGGUAUUUGGCUCUGCUGUGAGUCCAAAGUAAUAUAAGUAUUAAUACCGAUCCAGCAAAUACCUGGAGCCAGAACUAUCCAUUAUUUCACUGAAACAACUUCGACCGCGCUUUGUACUAUUAUGACCCAUCCGUGACUGUCAGAAGUGGCGAUGAAAUCCAGUGGUCCCGUGUUCACCAACCAGAACCCUUUCCAGCCAGCUCCCAGAGUGGGGAAGUCACACUACCAUCCAUCCUGCAACCAGUCCUUGUCAAAAAAGAAGAAAAAGACGACAUUGAGUCCUGUGCGUUUAAACCAGAGACCCAGUCCACAGAUACACACUCUAGACCCAGUGAGCCAACAGAAGUCUGACAAAUGUGAUCUCAGUUUAGCCAUCGCAGAUGGGCAACCUGUUUUUUCUGAAUCCUGGCCUUCCACUGAUAGUAGAACUUCUCCUUCCAUCACUGCAACCACAUCUGACAUGGAGACACACAAACAGACUGCAAGAGCAGGGAGCUCAACACUGUCCUCUGAGCCAGGAGAUCAGCAGGAUUCAAUGCUGGCAAAAUACAUUGAGCGUUUUCGCCACGGUCGACCACAGAGUCGAGAGGAUCGCCAGCAGAUGGCUUCUGCUUUUGGAGAAGAGCAGCUGCCUUUUAGGUGGAAGUCAUCCUCAUCUUUGCCCCCCAGUUCAACACCAAAUAAAAUGGUGGACAUAGAUCAGGUCAUCCUGCCUCUGAGAGAAGAACACAUGCCUGCCUUUUUUAGUCCAGCUGGACAGCGUCAUCGUGACAGAUCUCCUUCUAUAUGCAGUGGAUCUCCUUGUGUGAGUGGUUUGUCUGACACGUUCCAGGUUGAGUUUGAUGACACAGAGCUAAUAAAUCUUCAAGAGAGGGCCAGCAGACUUCUGUUGAGGGGUGAAUGCACUUUGAGUGAUGGAUCUAUCCGUGUCAGCUCAGAAGGCCUGGGGUGCUCAGAUUUCUCUCCUACUGUCAGUGUAGAUGAACCAGUGCGAAGACCUUUCAUGCCUGGUCUCAUAAAAUCUACUGCUGCAAAGGCCAGCUCAAACUCCGUUCAAUCUGAGUCGUCGCAAAAGCAUGUUUUUCCUUCUUUGGGGCUCCCCACUCGCCCUGAGGAGGACAUCUUGUUCCAGUGGCGUUUAAGGAGAAAGAUGGAGCAGGCCACAAAGUUCUCUCAAACCCUGCAACACUCCCAUCGUCAUAACACCUUCAGCUUGCAGCCUUCCAGUUUACUCCAUCCCUCACCUGGUGAAGUGGAACAUCUGUACAAGGGACACCCAAGUACUCAAUGUCCUGAAUUCUCACUGAAAGAUAUUCAUCCACACAUCACUGCUCACCAGCCAAAUGACAAAGAAGCCCUCAGUUCAUCUCGCCUUGCCUCAGGUCCAAGUCCCCCCCCUGCAUUUGUUGUCUCUGGCUCUUCUGUGUCUCAACACCAGGCUCUUGCUCAUGUUCCAGCCCACAUGCAUUUACUCUGCGAUGUCUUGCCCUGUUCCAUCCACUUGUCUCAUGCUAGCGCACAACAAAACAUUUCACAGGAUUUAGAUGAAUUCCAUUCCAAAUUUGUAAGUAAAAAGACCCAGGUCCCUGAUGACCAAAUUGAUAUCUUCACUGAAGAACCAAUUCGUGAAUGCAUGUCUUCCUCAACACAUGCUUCAUCUGGAGCUGUAGAGAAAGAGUGGCCUCUUAGAAACAAAAGGUCUGAGAACAACAAGAAGGAGAAAGCUCAGGGAAAAGAGUUGCAGAGGAAUAAGGGGACAACAACGUCGUCCAUCAGAAAGCAAAAGACACCAAAAAGAUAUACUGUGGAUGAGGAGCACGCUGAUGGCCCUAACUUAAUAAAGAGGAGUUCAUCACAACAGAGACCUCCAAAAAAUGCAGUGCUAUUGGAAGAGAUGCAGCAACAGGAGCAAAACCAAGGGUUUUCCAGUAGGAGCUGUACUGGUGAUCGUGCAACACCACGUUCUCCAGUUCACAGUGCCUUAGCACAGGUAGUUUCAGAGGUGCUCUUCCCUACUGUGGAUUCACCUCCUUCUCGAAGAUCCCCCAGCUCUUUGGUUUCUCCUCCUUGCCCUGUCUCUGCACCUCAACAUGCCACAGUUCAUAAAUCUGUGAAGGUCAUCUCUCAGCUGCUGCAGGAGGCUGAAGAUUCAGAUGAAAAGGAGUUUGAAGAUGACACUUUAUUACAGGUGCUACGUAAACAAAGAAAAUGGGUAAAGGAGCAGAUCAGGGAAGUGGAAUGUAUGUUGACAGAAUUCUUGGAUGAGCAACAAGUGACUUGAACAUUGAUGCAGUCAUUUUUUUAUUUUUUAUAAAAUAAAGAUUAUUUGUAUUUUUU